CCAACGUCUUGCCUUUUUGAGUGACACCUAACGCAGAAUAUCUUAGCCCACCCUUCACCACCACCACCUCCUCCUCCUCCUCCUCCACCGCCACCGUCACCGCAGGUACGAUCAUCGCUUCUCACUCUGUUGCCAAAGAUGGAAAUCAUAACGAGGAGGAGCUAGAAGCCCUAGUUUUAGAUCUCCAUUGAGCAAUCUUGAAAAAGAUUGUGUUUCUCUGUAAAUGAAUACCAGUGCAAUCUUUUGAUAUCAUCACAACUCUUUUCAAUCUCAAAGCUGCAUUUCUUGUGUAGUCUAAGAUGAGUUGGCCCUGGAAGAAGAAGUCAUCUGACAAGGCGGGAGCCGAGAAAGUAGUUGCUGCAUUAGAGUCUGCUGGUGUUUCUUUCACUUCAGCUGGAUCUCAGGGCAAUCAGGAGAAUUACAAAAAGCCAACCUAUGUUCAAAUUUCUGUGGAGUCAUAUUCGCAUUUGACUGGGUUGGAGGAUCAAGUGAAGACAUAUGAGGAUCAAGUUCAAAAACUGGAGAAUCAAAUUACGGAAUUGAAUGAAAAGCUAUCUGAAGCCCAUUCUGAGAUGACUACUAAGGACAAUUUGGUGAAGCAGCAUGCUAAAGUUGCUGAAGAAGCUGUCUCAGGUUGGGAGAAGGCUGAAGCAGAAGCUUUGGCAUUGAAAAAUCAUCUGGAAUCUGCAACACUUGCAAAGCUUACUGCUGAGGACCGGGCAUCGCAUUUGGAUGGAGCUCUCAAAGAGUGCAUGCGGCAGAUACGGAACCUCAAGGAAGAACACGAGCAGAAUUUGCAUGAUGUGGUUCUUGCCAAAACCAAGCAGUGGGAGAAAAUUAAGCUUGAGCUUGAAGCAAAGAUGGGUGACCUAGAGCAAGAACUCCUCAGGUCUGCUGGUGAAAAUGCCACACUUUCCAGGACAUUACAGGAGCGUUCUAACAUGCUACUCAAGAUGAGUGAAGAAAAAUCACAAGCUGAAGCAGAGAUUGAGCUUUUGAAGAGCAAUAUUGAGUCAUGUGAAAGGGAAAUCAAUUCACUUAAAUAUGAACUCCAUUUAGUUUCCAAAGAGCUGGAAAUCCGUAAUGAGGAGAAGAACAUGAGUAUUCGGUCUGCAGAAGUAGCCAACAAGCAGCAUUUGGAGGGUGUAAAGAAAAUAGCUAAGCUUGAGGCGGAGUGUCAAAGAUUACGUGGCCUUGUUCGAAAGAAGUUACCUGGUCCAGCUGCACUGGCCCAAAUGAAGCUAGAAGUUGAGAGUUUAGGCCGAGAUUAUGGAGAAACUAGACAAAGGAGGUCUCCUGUUAAGCCUCCUAGUCCACACCUGUCCCCAUUGCCAGAAUUUUCUAUUGACAACAUCCAGCAAUGUCAUAAAGACAAUGAGUUUCUCACUGAACGAUUAUUGGGAAUGGAAGAAGAAACAAAGAUGCUGAAAGAAGCUUUGGCAAAGCGUAAUAGUGAAUUGCAGGCUUCAAGGAAUAUUUGCGCCAAGACAGCUAGCAAGCUUCAAAAUCUAGAAGCACAGCUGCAAAUGAAUAAUCAACAAAAAAGUCCUCCAAAAUCUAAUCUACAGAUACCCAAUGAUGGUUCCUUGAGUCAAAAUGCAAGCAAUCCACCAAGCAUGACCUCAAUGUCUGAAGAUGGAAAUGAUGAUGCAGUUAGUUGUGCGGAAUCUUGGGCUACCGGGUUAAUCUCUGGGCUCUCCCAAUUCAAGAAGGAAAAUGCAAAUCACCUCGAGCUUAUGGACGACUUUUUGGAGAUGGAGAAGUUGGCUUGUUUGUCAAACAAUUCUAAUGGAGCCUUCUCUGUUAACAAUAAGAGAUCUGAAGCUGAGGACCAUGGUGCCAUAGCAGAAGUCACUAGUAGUAAAGAUCUUCAGUUGGAACAGAAACAUGAUUUGGAUUCAUUGGCCAAUCAGGUGUCUUCUAAUGCAGAAUUGUCAGAAGUAAAUCCUCAAUCUGAUAAGGAUCUGCUUCCUUUGACAAAGCUCCGAUCAAGAAUCUCUAUGGUCUUUGAGUCUGUAUCAGAGGAUUCUGACACAGGGAAAAUUUUGGAGGAGAUCAAGCGUGUUCUACAGGACACACAUGAUACCCUGCAUCAGCACUCUGUAAGUUGUGUUGUCGAGGAAAUACACUGUUCUGAUGCUACAUGUGAUAGGCAGGCUUGUCCUGAGGAUGCUGGUGUGACAGCUGAAAGGGAGAUCUCUUUGUCCCAAGAUUGUAAACCAGGGACUGACACCAUGCAUAUUAUAAGCCAAGAAUUGGCAGCUGCCAUUUCUCAGAUUCAUGAAUUUGUGCUGUUUCUGGGCAAAGAAGCUAUGGCAAUCCAGGGCGCAUCCCCUGAUGGAAAUGGAUGGAGCCGAAAAAUUGAGGACUUCUCUGCCACCGUUAAUAAAGUUCUUUGCAGCAAAAUGAGUGUGAUCGACUUUAUUUUUGAUCUUUCUAAUGUUCUGGCUAAAGCAAGUGAACUCAACUUUAAUAUUCUGGGGUAUAAAGGUGCUGGAGAAGAAAUCAAUAGUUCAGAUUGCAUAGACAAGGUUGCUUUACCAGAGAAUAAGGUUGUUCAAAAGGACACCUCAGGAGAGAGGUAUCCAAAUGGUUGUGCCCACAUUUCCGAUUCCACUUCUGAUCCAGAGGUGCCUCAUGAUGGGAAUUUAGUCCCAGGCUUUAAGUCUAAUGCUGCAUCAUGCAACUGCUCAUUGGAGGAGUUUGAACAAUUGAAAUCAGAGAAAGAUACCCUGGAAAUGCAUCUAGCUAGAUGUACUGAAAAUCUGGAGAGCACAAAAUCACAAUUACAGGAAACAGAGCAGCUUCUGGCAGAAGCUAAAUCACAAUUGACAUCUGCUCAAAAAUUGAACAGCUUGGCUGACACACAGUUGAAAUGCAUGGCAGAAUCAUACAGAUCGCUUGAAACACGUGCGGAGGAGUUGGAAACUGAAGUAAAUCUUUUGCGUGGAAAAACUGAGACUCUGGAAAGUGAGCUUCAAGAGGAAAAGAGAAGUCAUGAGAAUGCUUUGAUCAGAUGCAAGGAUCUGCAAGAGCAAUUAGAAAGGAAUGAGGGUUGUUCUGUAUGUGCAAUGUCUUCAGCGGCUGAUAUUGACGUCAAGACCAAACAGGAGAGAGAAUUAGCGUCUGCUGCAGACAAGUUGGCAGAAUGUCAAGAAACCAUAUUUCUUCUUGGCAAGCAAUUGAAAGCCAUGCGUCCUCAAACAGAUCUCCUGGGAUCCCCUCAAAGUGAGAGAAGUCAGAGAGUUGAAGUCUUCCAUGAAGAUGAACCCACCACUAGUGGCAUGAACUUGCAAGACAUUGAUCAGGUUGACACAGAGAGUACUGCCUCAAUCAAUGUGCACAGAAUAGGUGGUGAGUCCCCCCUGGAGCUAUACAACACACCACGCAGCCCAUCUGAAACUGAAUCAAACCUCCUCUUGAGAUCCCCAAUCGGUUCAAAGCAUCCAAAGCACAGGCCCACCAAGUCAAAUUCUUCCUCUUCUGCCCCGACCCCUGAGAAACAGUCACGGGGUUUCAGCAGAUUCUUUUCAUCAAAAGGAAAAAAUGGCCAUUAGGCUUGCAGCUUGCAGGCUUAAUUGCGGCUUCUUGGUUGAUAAGGCCAUCUAAUAAUAGUCAAAAGCAGGGAAUGUGAAAUUAAGUUCUGUAGAUAAGGAUCAGCAUCCUCUUCAACCAGCAGUGCCCCGAAUUUUCAGAAGGUAAUUCAUUGAACAUAUCUUUCAAAUUGGCUUUGAAUUUCAUGUUGCGUGGAAGAGGAUGAGUUUUGCCUUAUCAUAAUAUGGUGUUCAGCCUUUGAUCGGGAGACUUGUAGUCUACUUGCACAUAAUGGCAUCCCGAUUGAAAGCAUAGAAGCCACCUUUGUGUUGGAUCAGACUUAUAUAUCAGAAUUUGGAGUCCUCUCUUAUUCGUGGGAUGCGAUGAUAUGGUUCUGGGAGGCUCCAGUUGUGAAGCUGCUUUUGCUUGGUUUCUUACUUAAAGGUAAAUUUUGUAACAAGUGGCUGUAUAUCACCCCUAUAUCUGUUAAUUUGUUCUCUCUUCCCAUCCACCUCUCUGUACUGGACCUAAUUGUUAUUUUGUUUAAUUGAAUAUGACAGUUUUUUAAACCGA
Messenger RNA from Vitis riparia (riverbank grape), 4107 nucleotides. Its product is annotated as filament-like plant protein 4. The transcript has 6 exons. Bases 300 to 3557 code for a protein of 1085 amino acids. The record is from RefSeq and is a predicted model, not a curated record. NCBI's taxonomy places the organism in Eukaryota, Viridiplantae, Streptophyta, Magnoliopsida, Vitales, Vitaceae.